Messenger RNA from Ornithodoros turicata, 1031 nucleotides. RefSeq lists its product as uncharacterized. The record is from RefSeq and is a predicted model, not a curated record. The coding region runs from base 4 to 912 and encodes 302 amino acids. The transcript is spliced from 7 exons. NCBI's taxonomy places the organism in Eukaryota, Metazoa, Arthropoda, Arachnida, Ixodida, Argasidae.
AUCAUGGAAGGAAGAUACCAAACACCAAAGAACUCCAGUCUGUUAGCAACCUUACGCAGGGUUCGAAAUGAGCAAGGUCAUCACAUCAUCUUUCCAUGCCCUCCUCCUGUCCCGCAAGGCCUCAUGUUCUGUCUUGGCGGCAAUACAACAAGAGGAUCCGACAUCACUGCAUACUAUACUGCAACAGCCGACAGCCCAGUGAUCAAAGCAAGCCUGUUUCUUCAGUAUAAUGCCGCACCGUACUUUUGGACACAUGUUGCCAUAUGUCUCGAUGCAAAUGGAUCUACUCACGCCUAUGGCAAAUACGGCAAGGGGAGUACUGAAACUGAAGUGCUUGGCUCACUCAGCGUCAAAAAAGGAGAUGAUGUCUUGGUGGAGUUUCGAAUGCAGAGCAAAACCGAAACCAUGAUGUUCAUCAAUGACGCGUUGCUACGGACCUACGAUGCUGGUGGACUCUUCGGAUACUACAAACACGACUACCUAGCUCAUCUGAGCUUGAGAGAGUUCCACGUGACCGCAAUGACGGGUUAUACAGCGGAUAUCGCUUUCAGGCAAUCACUUGAAAACAUGGAGCUUCCACUGUAUGCUGUAAAGAUCCCUGCCGGAGCAGUGGUAGAAAUCAGUGGAACGACAACAGCUAAUGCGCUGCAGGUUUGCUUGAUGUACGACAAGAAGAGCGUCAAGGCGGCUGAGUUUACCAAUCCACCUCACUCCUAUACUUUGAUCACAGUUGUGAUAAAGUAUUUUACCACGACCGCAACCAUCUUCGCAAGCUUCAAGCCAGAGGCUGUGGUGUACGACAAUAAAAAGGACGUGUCUGGCGGAACCGUCAAAAUUCAAGGCCUGACAGUGUAUAACUUUAAUCUGGACGCAGGGGGGAUGGCAUGCCCAGUACCGUGGAUAUGGUGUUGAAGUUCACCAGAUGGAAAGCUCCGCCUGCUUGCCGACCCAGAGUGCAGUGGUUUUCAAAACAGCGCGUGUUGUUUUGCUAUUUUCGCGACAGUGACAGCGAAUAAAUUGUGUUCCCCGCA